Messenger RNA from Daucus carota subsp. sativus, 2502 nucleotides. RefSeq names its product probable potassium transporter 17. The coding region runs from base 61 to 2241 and encodes 726 amino acids. The record is from RefSeq and is a predicted model, not a curated record. Gene Ontology annotation, biological process: potassium ion transmembrane transport. Gene Ontology annotation, cellular component: membrane. NCBI's taxonomy places the organism in Eukaryota, Viridiplantae, Streptophyta, Magnoliopsida, Apiales, Apiaceae. Gene Ontology annotation, molecular function: potassium ion transmembrane transporter activity. The transcript is spliced from 8 exons.
CGCAUGUUAAUAAGAGUGGCUCAUUGAUAUUUGUGUAUCUUGCCGCCAGUUUACCCUCCGAUGGAACAGCACCAGUUAGAGAAUCAUGGCUCGUCGGAGUCUUUGUCGGAAGUGGUGGUGUCAAACGGAGAGUUUGUCGGAGGUCUUCGUCGUACUGGCGACCAUUCAAUCUCUUCCUCAGCUGAUAAAAAUGGGACAGGUCGUUGGCCAACAAUAGUUCUUGCUUAUAAGACGCUGGGAGUAGUUUUUGGAGGGCUGGUUACCUCCCCGCUUUAUGUUUACCCUUCAAUGAAUUUGAAAUCUCCAACUGAAGAUGACUAUUUGGGUAUCUACUGUAUCAUCUUCUGGACUCUUAGUUUGAUCGGAGUUGUCAAAUAUUCAUGGAUAGCUCUAAAAGCCGAUGAUCAGGGUGAAGGCGGAACAUUUGCUCUGUAUACAUUACUCUGUAGGUAUAUGGAUAUUGGAAGUCUUUCAUCAAAACGCGUCCAUUCAAACUCAACCCUUUUUCAUGCUAGCCAGUAUGAAGGCUCCAAAGAGCAAAGCAGACUUGGUAAAUUUUUUGAGACGAGCGUAGUUGCAAGAAGACUGUUAUUUUUUAUUGCAAUGCUAGGCAUGUGCAUGCUGAUUGGUGAUGGUAUACUUACACCAGCCAUUUCAGUGUUGUCAGCAAUAGAUGGCAUCAGAGCACCUUUUCCUUCAGUAAGCAAGUCUCUGGUUGAAUCUAUAUCUGCAAUUGUUCUCAUUGUCCUGUUCCUGAUGCAAAAAUUUGGUACGUCACGAGUGAGUUUUCUUUUCUCACCCAUCAUGGGGGCAUGGACACUCAGUACCCCCAUUGUCGGAGUGUAUAAUAUCAUUCAUCACUACCCAAGCAUAUUUAAGGCAGUAUCACCACAAUACAUCUAUCAAUUCUUUUCGAGAAAAGGAAAGGAAGGAUGGCUUUUGCUUGGUGGCACAAUUCUUUGCAUCACAGGUUCUGAAGCAAUGUUUGCUGAUCUGGGUCAUUUUAAUCAAAGAUCCAUUCAGAUGGCAUUUGUGUUCACUAUAUAUCCUUCACUGAUUUUGACAUAUGCUGGGCAAACGGCGUACCUGAUCAAGAAUCCAAAUGACCACGAUGAUGGGUUCUACAAGUUUCUACCGACCAAAGUAUACUGGCCUAUCUUCGUCAUAGCCACAUCAGCUGCUACUGUGGCGAGUCAGUCACUGAUCUCAGCAACUUUCUCUGUUAUCAAGCAAUCUGUGGUUUUGGAUUAUUUUCCUCGUGUAAAGGUGGUUCACACUUCCUCAAGCAAAGAAGGCGAGGUUUACUCUCCAGAGAUUAAUUACAUCCUCAUGAUUCUUUGUGUUGCUGUCAUACUUAUUUUUGGAGAUGGGAAAGAUAUUGGAAAUGCCUUUGGUGUUGUUGUGAGUAUGGUUAUGCUCAUCACUACCAUACUACUUACUCUAGUCAUGAUUACAAUAUGGAGGACUCCGCCGAUUCUGGUUGCUUUAUACUUCAUUGUAUUCUUUGUAAUGGAAGGUGUGUAUGUUACCGCUGUCUUGACUAAAAUCCCAGAAGGUGGAUGGAUCCCGUUUGCUAUAUCUUUUAUUCUUGCUUUCAUCAUGUUUGUCUGGUUUUAUGGAAGGCAGAGAAAGAUAGACUAUGAAGUGACACACAAGGUAGAUAUGGACAGGUUUGAAUUGCUGCUAUCUGAUCCAGUUGUCCAGAGGGUUCCUGGACUAUGCUUCUUCUACACAGAUAUCCAAGAUGGGUUCACCCCAAUUUUGGGUCACUACAUAAAAAGCAUGAAAUGUCUUCACAAAGUUACAAUUUUCACAACACUCCGAUACUUGCUGGUCCCAAACGUCUUGCCACAUGAGAGGGUGCUUGUGAGAAAACUGGGCAUUAAGGGAGUGUAUGGAUGUGUAAUUCAAUAUGGAUAUGCAGACUCUCAUAGUCUUGAAGGGGAUUUGGUUAGUCGAGUCAUUGAGAAGCUGCGAACCCACUUACUUAAUUACAGUGAUGAUGCAGGCUCAGUUUCUCCAGAUGAGGAAGCAGUUCUUGAUCUAGAAGAGGCAAAGCGUAUUGACGUGGUUCAUAUUCGCGGCAGGACAAGGUUCUACAUAGGGGAAAAUUGUGGUUGGUUUGACAGAAGCAUGCUUUCCUUUUAUGAAAUCAUGCACAGUAAUUGCAGGUCUGCACUUCCUGCUUUGGGGGUCUCCUUGACCCAGCGCAUUGAGGUUGGGAUGCUCUACGAAGCUUGAAAAGCUAAAAUCUAUAAAUCCAAUACAAUGUAUCGAUGUUGUUUGCAGUUCUGUAAAAUCAAACACCAAACAUGACAAAGUCAUUCUAGAUGCCUCAGCAUGCAGCAGCUACGAAACAUGUACUACUCGCCAUGGUUAUGGACAUAGAAUUUUUACAGUUUCUUAAGAUAAAAGUUGAGUUUAUACAACUUUUUUUUCUUGACAAAAUCAGAUGCAACACAUCCUAUUCAAUUUCAAUUGAUUGCUUGUCAGAGUCGUUAU